Messenger RNA from Panonychus citri (citrus red mite), 1721 nucleotides. Its product is annotated as inactive histone-lysine N-methyltransferase 2E-like. The transcript has 2 exons. The record is from RefSeq and is a predicted model, not a curated record. The coding region runs from base 254 to 1567 and encodes 437 amino acids. Lineage: Eukaryota; Metazoa; Arthropoda; Arachnida; Trombidiformes; Tetranychidae.
UCAGUUGAACGAAAGACUUGUUCAAGUAACUUACGCGUUUUUCCUUCCAUUUUGAUUACCCUGUAACUUAAAGUUCUUCCUUCAUCUUGUUGAUAAUCAUCUUGUUCUAAUCAUAAUAACAAUCUACGUGAAACCGUUCCAACGUGGCGAUAAUUGUGUAUGUAUGUGUGUGUUUAUUGUACCGUUUGUUGAACCGAUUGGUUUAUAUUGAUAUCGAUUAUUUAACGUAACAGAUAAUUAAUAAUAUAACAAAAUGAGACCCAAAACAAAUGAUCCCCUGGUCGAUAGUGAUACUGGUUUACCUCGCACUCCAGUUGCUUGGCGUCACCGGGAACUUCAUUUACCACAACAAACAAAUUUAAUGUCACAAACUUAUUAUCAACCAAUUCCCCAGCCAUUACCAUCGGUCAUCUCAACCAAUCAUCACAAUCACCACCACCAUCAACAACCACACCAACAACAACAACAUUAUCAUUCAAAUUCACACAGUUAUCAUUCAUCAACACCGCCGACAACACAACCAUCUAAUCAUCACAAUCAUCAUCAUCCCUCAUCAUUAAAUCAUCGAACUUCAUCCCCAUCAGUAUUGACCACAUCUUCUGAUGAUCGUGAAGAAAUCCCAAUGGUUCGUCAUCAUCAUCAUUCUUCAUCUCGAAGACACAACGGAUCCAUUUAUAGUACAACAAUUGACCGUCGACGAUCAAAACAUUAUUCCCAAUCAAAUUUAAUACCCCAAUUGUCAACUAAUCGAGGAUCAAUUGUCAGUUAUGGACCAGGACCCAUACGAAAUUAUCAAAGAACGGCAACUUUAAGGUCAACACGAAGUUAUCCCGGUCUAGUAAUGGCUCAAGUGGGAACCUUUGAUGGUGAACCUUGUCCCGUUCAUGGAUCAAAUCAUCCUGUUCAUCAUCACCAAUCACCUAUUAUCCCUGGUCCUCCCCUACCACCUCCUUUACCCCCACUUCCUCUCAACCCUCGUCACCUUUCAAUUGCAUCUCAUCAUCAACUUGCUCAUCCAUAUGAUCAUCAUCACCAUCACCACCCUCAUCCUCAUCAUCCAACCUCAGCAUCUCUUCUAGCUCACCCUGUACAUAAUCAGCAAAUGCUCACAGUCAAACGUUUCAAUUCACUUUCUGAUUUACGUCGCCCUUCAUUACCACCCUUAAUUGCUUACCCUGGAAACUCAAGUGCAAUCGGCUUAGGGCCACCAGUCCCCCAACCAGGAGCACUAGCGACUCAAGGAGCUUCAAAUAUCGCCCAAUAUGAAUGCUUUAGCAAAUCGUUGACAAACAAACUUCCAAUGCCAACUUACGUUGGAACCAUGUUCCAUAAUAAUAAUGGAUCAACUUCAUUUGUGCCCUCAGGAGCUCAGAUUAUGAUUCCCGGUCAUGGAUCAGCUCCAAUUGAAGCCAUUAAAAGUCAUCUUGCUUCUGCCAAUCAAGUUGAUUCAUUAAUUUACGAUGAUUCAGUUUGUUGUAAAGGACAUUUAAUCGUCUUAUGGAUAAUACUCACCGUCGUUACAAUCGGUGUUAUUUCAGGAAUAAUCUUAGGAGUUACCGCUAAUUAAUCGCUCCCAAACAAUCAACUAAUAAUAUACCAUUGUGAUAAUAAUAAUAAUAACAACAACACCAUAUAAAUACUAAUAUAUUUUUCUAAAGAUUCUGUGAAUCAAAUUGAUUUUGAUUGAUUAAAAAAAGGAGAAGAAAUUAGUUCAACACUAA